Molecule: messenger RNA, 1263 nt
Organism: Aspergillus affinis
Lineage: Eukaryota; Fungi; Ascomycota; Eurotiomycetes; Eurotiales; Aspergillaceae
Exons: 5
Coding region: 1-1263 (420 amino acids)
Source: RefSeq, a predicted model, not a curated record
AUGGCGGAAUCUACCUUGAAUGACACAAAGCAAGGGAGAGGGAAGGGUGCUGAGAUGAUGGCCGUGAUGUGGGCGCUUACGGGAGUCACCACGUUCAUUGUCGUCGCUCGACUCUUCAUACGACAGAAGGUGUUGCGGGUUCUUGGGCUGGAUGACUGGCUGAUUGCAGUUUCGAUGAUUCUAGGUUUGAUCUUUGUGGGAACCGCCACUGCAUCUGUAGCGCAUGGCUAUGGGCAGCAUACGGCAGAUCUGGACAUCGCAGAAGCCGAAAAGGGCCUUUUCUACAACAGCGUAUCGUUUAUCUUCGGCAUUCUGUCUUUUGCAUUACCCAAACUAGGCGUGGCAGCUUUACUGAAUCGUCUCCUCAAUCCGAGCCUAAUCCAUCGCAUUAUUACCUGGGGCAUGGCGAGCUUCAUUUGCGCAGUCGCCAUCGUCAACAUUAUCAUCUACGUUACCAUGUGCGACCCCCCACAAGCACUGUGGAAGAUCAGGAUGGCCAUGAACGGGGAGGCGAAAUGUCGUGAUGUCUGGGUCCUGAUUCACUAUGCUACUUUCAACGGAGUCGUAUCCGCAUUUGUCGAUCUCUACCUCGCCAUCUAUCCCAGCACGGUAUUGUUCAAACUGCAAAUGUCUUUUCGCAAGAAGCUGGCACUAAGCGCAGCAUUGGGUUUGGGCGCCGUGUCCGUGUCAAUUUUGCCAAUCUUCAAACUCCCAGGAGUCAUGAUACUGACGGACAGCUCAACUAGUGCGGCGGCCACUGCCAUCGUCAAAUGUGCUCAGAUAAAAGGUCUUGCAGACAAAGCGGAUCCUACUUAUGGAACCGUCCCCCUCGUCAUCUGGACCAACGUCGAAGCCAACGUCGUCGUCAUCGCCUCGUGCAUCCCAACCCUCCAACCCCUCCUCGAGCUCCUCCUCGGCAAACGUAAACUAACCUCCAACGGCAAAAGCAACUCGCGCCACAAAUACUACCAACAAAGCAGUCAACAAGGCAACGAGGCCAGCCAAAGCAAUCACAAUAGCAAUAGCAAUAGUCGACGCUCGCGCCACGCGCUCCAUAAACAGGAUUAUACACUCACGACGAACGUCGAGAGUCGUGAGAGUAUUCUGCGGGAGGAAAGGUUGGAUUUUGAUUCUACGGUUACUACUGGUGAUGGUGGUGGACUCGGGCCGAUGCAGAUCCGUCGUACGGAUGAUGUGCAUAUCGAGUAUGAGAUGCAGACGCAGACGCCGUUGGAGCCGACGCAGAAGCGGAGUUUUGGAUGA